AUGUCAAAGGAGAUCAACAUUCUUCUGGUGGGUGAGACUGGUGCUGGCAAAUCAACCACUUUGAAUGCUCUUGCCAACUAUCUUCGAUUCAGCACCUUUCAAGAAGCUCUAAACUCUGUAACUGAUUUUAGUGAAGUGAUUCCCUCUCAGUUUACGCUGCCUGACCCGAGAACUGGCAGAGACUGCGUCAUCAAAUCAGGUCCUGCUGAUGCCAAUGAACGACACGGAAGCGGAAAUUCUGUCACCCUCGCUCCAACUGGUUAUCGAUUCACCAUCGGUGACCAUAUUUUGCGAGUAAUUGACACGCCUGGAGUGGGCGACACUGGCGGCACUGCUGAUGAUAAGAAGAACUUUGAGCACAUUCUGACCUUUUUGCAAAUGCACAAAGAUCUUCAUGGCAUUCUAGUUAUCGUCAAGGGAAAUGAUUCCCGAAAAACAGCCUUCUUCAACCAAAUUGUUCCCGGCACUUUUGGCCCCGGCCAAGGAUACGAUACUUUAAAGUCAUUUCUUGAAAGUGACAUCAAGUCUGUUGGAAUUACUUUGGAGCCUGGAAAAAACGCCUUUUUCAUUGAGAAUGAUGCUUAUCGCUUUCUGGUGGCCAAAAAGCAAGGGUACCCUUGGAAUGAGUUUCAAGAGCUGCUCUAUCGACAAAGUUGGAACCAUUCAGUGAAGGAGUGCGAAAAGAUGAUGAGUCGCAUUCUGACGGUACCACCGCACAAUCUUUCUGCUACCAUUUCGCUGCACAAUGCCCGAAAGAUCAUCAUGGAGCUGUCCGAGCCAAUUGUUCACCUGUCUCGAAACAUUGAGCAGAACAUUGCUGACAUGCAAAAGCACGAAAGUGAACUACAAAAUGCUACCCACACAAAGGAGGACUUGGCUAAGUUUCUUGAGUUUCAGGUGACCGACUUGGAGAAGCAUCCAAGUGAUAGCCCAAAGAUGGUUUGCACUGCCUCAAAAUGCGUGGAGAUAAUUAAUUUUGAAGGCGAAGAAAAGAUCAACUACCGCACAGUGUGCUGUGAGCCCUGCAACUGUUUCUACUUCAACAACACCUUAAUCGGCGACGUUGCGACGAUGUUCUGCGCUGCCAUGCGACCCAACGUAGAUCUGUCCACACUGGAAACUCUGCUGAGUCCCUCAGUGAACUGCACUGUCUGUGGCUGCAACUGGUCUACCCAUAUGCCUGUUCGCUAUGACUACGUUAAGGUUAUGCGAAAGCUGGUGGAUAGAGACGUUGAACGACAGCUAGAAGAAGCGAAUGAUGCUAUUGAGCAGAAGAAUAUUCUUAUCAAGGUGGCUAACGAGCAGAUCGAAAAGCUGAAGCAGGAGAAGGCAACAAUUGAAAACAUUGGAUCGCAGUUUNAACGACAGCUAGAAGAAGCGAAUGAUGCUAUUGAGCAGAAGAAUAUUCUUAUCAAGGUGGCUAACGAGCAGAUCGAAAAGCUGAAGCAGGAGAAGGCAACAAUUGAAAACAUUGGAUCGCAGUUUGCUUACUUUUUGACGGAUAAUUCGAUGUUUACUCACAACCGCUACUUUGACAACUAUCUCGACAUGCUGAUUGACCAGUAG
Molecule: messenger RNA, 1566 nt
Organism: Rhagoletis zephyria (snowberry fruit fly)
Lineage: Eukaryota; Metazoa; Arthropoda; Insecta; Diptera; Tephritidae
Source: RefSeq, a predicted model, not a curated record